Molecule: messenger RNA, 10938 nt
Organism: Gallus gallus (chicken)
Lineage: Eukaryota; Metazoa; Chordata; Aves; Galliformes; Phasianidae
Gene: SLC6A6
Product: solute carrier family 6 member 6
Exons: 17
Coding region: 1853-3880 (675 amino acids)
Biological process (GO): neurotransmitter transport; taurine transmembrane transport; sodium ion transmembrane transport
Cellular component (GO): plasma membrane
Molecular function (GO): taurine:sodium symporter activity
Source: RefSeq, a predicted model, not a curated record
ACACUUUGCAAAAAGAGGGAGCUCGCAGGUGGCACUGUGACGUUGGGAGGUACUGAGGAGGUGGCUGCGUGCUUGGGGUGCUGGGUGAAAUAGGCUGGGGCUUUGUCUGUAGGGAUUUUGGUCUGGAGUUCAGUAGAAAUUCGGACGAACUCAGAUGCUGCCGUGUUUGGUUCUAUUUUACUUUGCUGUAGCUGAGAGCAGAAUGUUGUUGGCAGUGACUAAUUUGUAGCUUUCGGGGUGGUUGCUUGGAUGUUUCUUACAUGGCAGAGGUGAAAUGCGUGGACUGUGGCAGGAGGCUCUGCUGCAUUUUAAAUCCUGUGUGAGAAGAGGUGCAACAUUGCUGGGGAAGAGAGGAAGGCACUUUGGGUUGGCUUGCUCUUUCUGCACAGAGCUUAUGGAAGCCCCUGUGCCUAAGCACAGCUGUUUGUAAAGCGUCAGGGAUGGAUUUGUCUUACAGGUGAUCACUGCAAAUAUUUCAACGAGUUUCCUCUUAAAUCAAUACUCUGCAUAACCAAGACUGAGCUACACCUUGGUGGUCUCUAGCCAAGUCCUGUUGGCUGAGCGUCUCCAAAGAAACCCCCAGCCACAAGCCUUUAAACAGGCAGCUGCGUCUCUCAGGCAGUGGUGCCCACAGUGCUUACCUCAACGUUCAGCAGCAAACCCCUGCUAUUUUAACUUUAUCCCUUCUGGCUUUUCCAGUACCCUUGGCUUGGAUAGAAACCGCCUGUUCCAUCAGAAGGGGUAUCCCUUUGCACUGGUGCCCUACCCAGGCAUUUAGUCAUGUUCUGAAAAGCUUAUGCUCAUUCGUUUCUUUUAAAUUUAACCAUAUUACGACACAUGAGAAUGGAUGGAAAAGCAGUGGUAGUUAAGGCCUUUUGCAAGCAAUGCUUGUUUGAUUGCUCAUACUAAUAAACUGUAGAUCAUUUAAGAAGUGCAGCUUUGAAUAGAUUAACUACUGGGAUUAGUGCAUCUGACUUCUCAUCACUGACUUCACUCCUGUGAAGGGGGGCUGCUUGCAGGGCUGAGUCCUCAUUUGGAAGAAAAGCAUGAGGAUGAAAAUUCAGUGAUUUAACAAUUGUUGAAUUUCUCCCAUAAAUGCAUACUUACUUGAAUCCUCAGCUGUUGUAGUGCCAUGGAUUUAAUUGAUUUGUGCUAGCUGAGUAUCAUCCCAAGGCAUGUAAACUCUAGGCAAUACUCUUUAAAUUACUUACAGAAUAGCUAAUAUUGAUAUAAGAUAAUGUGGUAGAAAUUAAAUGAGGGUUGCCAUUGUGCCUUGUUCUUCCCUUCCUCCCCACCCCCCCGAGGCAGCCAUUGGAAGGUCUACCAUGCUGCCAGGAUGUGAUUCUGGAACAGUGUCUGGAGUCCUACAGCAUCUGCUGCAUUUCUGUCAGCCUCAUUUUUGUGUGCAUGUCUAGAUUCACACAAACAAAAAGCAGAUCGGUACUGACUCUAAACCCUGCUCCAAAAGCAUCCACAAAUCCUCCCAGCUGGGCUGGUGGAAGGGGAGAGUGAAUCAAAUCUGCAGCCAGCUGUAGGUGGGAGGCAGCAGGCAGAUGGCAUGCGGCUGUGUGAGGGUGGCUGGUAAAAGCCGUGUGCUGCUGGGCAUGCUCGUUCAUUUCAGCAGUUACUGGAUUUCCUGUUGUGGUUCUUUGUUGCCCAGCCCAGAGGAGCGCCUUUGGCUGCAGGACAUGCAUCUGAGUGCAGCUGGGGCUUGAGUGCUGGUGUGUAGAAACGAUGAUGCUGUGCCAAAGUGCAGCAGCAGCAGCACCCAGAGUUGGGACGUGGGGUAGGGGGGCUGCACACAGGAAAAGAAAAUCCACUCCGGAGAGACUCUUCUUCACUGCCUCAUCCUAUGGAGGAAUCACCACUGCCCAUCUACAUUGAGGAGGGGACAGAAGUCCCGAUUGGUACCGAGUGCAAGGUACUGAGUGCCCUCCUAUCCUUUGCAGCCAAAAAAGAAUUGAUUGCUCUUGGCAUCGGGCAAAUCUGGACCCAGAAGACCGCAGAAAGCAGAAACAUGGCAACAAAGGAGAAGCUUCAGUGCUUGAAAGAUUUCCACAAGGACAUCCUCAAACCUUCCCCCGGCAAGAGCCCGGGGACGCGGCCUGAGGAUGAGGCAGAAGGAAAGCCGCCCCAGAGGGAGAAGUGGGCGAGCAAGAUUGACUUUCUGCUGUCCGUGGCUGGGGGAUUUAUUGGCUUAGGCAAUGUCUGGCGGUUUCCGUAUCUCUGCUACAAAAAUGGCGGAGGUGCAUUUCUUAUUCCUUAUUUCAUUUUCCUGUUUGGGGGAGGUCUUCCCGUUUUCUUCCUGGAGGUGGUGCUAGGACAGUAUACCUCUGAAGGUGGAAUUACAUGCUGGGAAAAGAUCUGCCCUAUUUUCACUGGAAUUGGUUAUGCUUCCAUAGUGAUUGUGUCCCUUCUGAACGUGUACUACAUUGUGAUCCUGGCCUGGGGACUCUACUACCUGUUCCAGUCGUUCCAGAGCGUCCUGCCAUGGGCACACUGCCACCAGAAGUGGAACACGCCGACCUGCGUGGAAGACACUCUCAGGAAGAACAAAACCCUCUGGAUAUCACUGAAUGCCACUAACUUCACCUCUCCAGUCACAGAGUUCUGGGAGCGCAAUGUACUGAGCUUGUCCUCGGGGAUUGAAGAUAUUGGUAUUAUCAAGUGGGAUCUGGCACUGUGUCUCCUCCUUGUCUGGGUGAUAUGCUUCUUCUGCAUUUGGAAAGGAGUCAAAUCCACUGGGAAGGUAGUGUACAUCACUGCCACGUUCCCAUUCAUCAUGCUCCUUGUUCUGCUCAUCCGUGGUGUGACCCUGCCUGGAGCUGCAGAAGGCAUCAAGUUUUAUCUUUAUCCUGAUAUCUCACGGUUAGCUGACCCACAGGUCUGGAUAGAUGCAGGGACACAAAUCUUCUUCUCAUAUGCAAUCUGCUUAGGAGCAAUGACUUCCCUGGGGAGCUACAACAAGUACAAAUACAACUGCUAUAGGGACUGUUUGCUGCUGGGAUGCCUGAACAGUGGUACCAGUUUUGUGUCUGGCUUCGCAAUUUUUUCCGUCCUGGGCUUCAUGGCACAAGAGCAAGGGGUGAACAUUGCUGAUGUGGCAGAGUCAGGUCCAGGCCUGGCCUUCAUUGCCUACCCAAAAGCUGUGUCCAUGAUGCCACUGCCCACCUUUUGGGCAAUCCUUUUUUUUAUUAUGCUUCUGUUGCUUGGACUGGAUAGCCAGUUUGUUGAAGUUGAAGGACAGAUCACGUCAUUAGUUGAUCUGCACCCAUCCUUCCUAAGGAAGGGUUACCGACGGGAAAUCUUCAUCGCUAUAGUAUGUUUCCUUAGCUAUCUUCUGGGACUAACUAUGGUGACUGAGGGUGGCAUGUAUGUUUUUCAACUCUUUGACUACUAUGCAGCUAGUGGUGUAUGCCUUUUGUGGGUUGCAUUCUUUGAAUGUAUUGCUGUAGCCUGGGUUUAUGGCGCUGAUAAUAUUUAUGAUGCCAUUGAGGAUAUGAUUGGAUACAGACCUGGUCCCUGGAUGAAAUGGAGCUGGAUUGUGAUCACACCAGUUCUUUGUGUGGGGUGCUUUAUCUUUUCUUUGGCCAAGUACAAACCACUGACCUACAACAAGGUCUACACAUACCCUGAGUGGGCAAUCGGCCUGGGAUGGGUUCUUGCCCUUUCCUCCAUGAUCUGCAUCCCUAUGGUGAUGGUCAUCCGCAUCAUACGGUCAGACGGGUCGCUCAUUGAGAGGAUAAAAGCAGUGGCUGCCCCCAAGGAAGUGAAUCGGUGGUCCAAAGAAACAGAGAGUGGCACUCCCUUCUGCCCCAAUGGAACUUCGAAUGGCGGAUUGAUCAAGCCAACUCAUAUCAUUGUGGAAACCAUGAUGUGAGCUCUCUCUGUGAGAGGAUAAACCUGCUUUAACUGCCGUUUACUAACCAUAGAUUCUCAUAGGACCAGGUUUACAGAGCUUUAUAUUUGCACUAGGAUUUAUUUUUAUUUCUCACAGAGAAAGUUAUUUUUUGUGUGUGUGUUUUUUUUUUUUUAAUAUUUUGUAAGGUAAUCACAGCAGAUGUCUCUCUGUAGAGGGAGAGCAUUCAUAUCAGACUAGACAUAUUACAGGAAUUUACUAUUAUUGUUUUUUUUUAAAUAUAUAUAUCUUUAUCUCUAAGCGUUAUACACCUUACCACUUGAAUUGAUUGUCUUGCCAGCAAUAUAUUCAAGUCUCAGAAAGCAAUUUUAGGUGCUGGUGUGGUUGGGAGCAGGGUAACCUACAGAACACACAAAAGGCGCUCUGUUGAGAGAUAUGAGAAAAAAAAAAAACAACAACAAAACAAAACACAAAGAUGCUGUUUCAAGAGAAUUUUCAAAGGUGUAGUAUUUCCACCCUCUGGUUCAAUUGUGGUAAACGACAGGCUUCAGGGUCACAUGAGGGAAAAGGGUGCACUUAUGUUUAGCACAGUCCCUGAAUAGAGAUAGCAGCGGGCAGCUGGAGCAGGGUGUGUGAGGGGGCAGAGCUGGGUGUGCAGAGCCUUGCAGCCCUUCCCUGCAGGCACAGUGCUGGGAUCCAGGCGUGCAAACAAGAGGAGGGCUUGAGGAAGGUGUUUGCAGGACUUGGCCCUGCUCACUCUUUUAUUGUUAUUUUUUGUUUAGGUGAAGUGCCUGCUGCUUGUGCAUGAGUGGGUGGGCUGAGCACCUGCUCUUUAGUGUUCCAGCAAAGGAGAUUUUAGCAGAGGUGUCACUGGGAUAAGCUUGAAUUCUGCAGCCUGUCCCCCAGUGAGCAGCACAAAGCAGCACCUGUGAUCCCGGUGCUUCAGGUGUUUGCCCACUCAUUCGUUUGCGUGUUAACUAUUGGACUUUGUUUGGGGCAUAAGCACUGUUUAUAACCUUGUUAAUAAUAGCAGUGAUGAAGAUAAUAAUAUCAGCCAGCAAACAGGUGCUUUUCAUCCACGUAUCUCGAGAAUGCUUUGCUAGGUUUGAUAGCCAGGAUUCUCUUUAUUUAUUUAUUUGGAGGAAUUAGAUACUGUUGGGGGAACAGAUGGAAGGACUGUGCCUCUUAAAGCAGCAGGGGAUCCGGUGUGUGCUAACUGCUGAGUCACAGCCUGAGCCACUGAUUGAGCACCUGGGGAAAGGACCCGGUCAGCCCUGGGAGCACAGGUGAAGGCAAUUCAGCUGUGUGACCAGAAGGGGUGGAGCCUGGCUGCACCUCUCUUAGACCUCAUUUAAGUGCUGACUGCCCUUCUAGAAGGAUCUCUGGUUGGAGAUUCCUCCUUUGUGGAGCCUUUUCUGCAAUCCUAGGUCUUCAGAUAUGGGUGAGCACCUUUUCCUUUUCUAUUGUAACACUGUUCUAUCCAUGCUGGUCCCUUUGCUGUUACACUCCUGUAUUGCUCUUCCACUGCGUUGCUCUUUCUGAUGGUAACAGCUGGGUUUUCUAUCUGCUUGCCCACCGUUAGGUUAGAUGGUAAUAUCUUUUUUGAGGGCGGCAGAUAUUUCUAAAGCCUGUGGAUAUGUCUGCUAAAGAAACAGGACUUAGGGGACUUUUGAGUUAGAGGAAACGUAACAUUGUAGUGCUUUGUAUUUAUUUGGUCCAAAGGGAUUGCGUACCAUUCCAGGUUGAGCUGAGGAAUAAGGAAUGCACUGCUGGGAGGAGUGUGGCAGUGGGGGUGCAGCAGCUUUGCUGGGUGCUGCUUUGUGUGGGCCGGGGGGGUGCUGCCAUGGGGGGCUGCUCCCUGAAGGCUGUCCAAGGCGUGGACAGAAGUCUUCUUUUGUUCUGUUUUAAACUUGAGCAGGUUGUGCUGGGAACAGAUUCUCUGGCAAAACUCAGCCUUUUCUUGUGGGCAUUGUAUUUUGAGGGAGAGUUUUUUGUUCUCAUGAUACCCCGAUAUUAGGCUAUCCAAAGGUAUCUAGAGGAAAUAACUUGACAACGGCAGAGCUUCUAUCUGUUGAUUUUGCUGUCAGCUUAGUCUGUUGGGGCAGAUGUUGUCAUUGAAACAGGAACAUAUCCAGUUUGAAACAUUCCUACGCAGAAGGUUUGAUUUGUUUUCUCACGUCCCACAGACUAACUGGCCACAGCAGCACACUUGUUGAAUAACUUGUUGGUAUUACUGUAAAAGAAAAAGGGUGAUUUAAAGUUAAGAGAUGGACCAAAAGCAAAACAAGAUUUUUUUUUUCUAGUUUUAAUUUGUACAUAUUUUUACAUCAAAUGGCUGAGCAGCAACAAAACCAGCCAUGUCAACAUUGCUUUUGUUUUCUUUUUCUGGUUGCUGUAUUACAAGAGUUAUAAAGGAAACUUUUCCACAGCUGGCGAUGGCAAACACCUUGAUUUCAGCUGCAGGGCAGUGGUGACUGCCAUCCCAACAGCAGGAAUCCCAUUGAGCCAGGAGGCUUCUGGCUGGAAUUUGCCAUCAGAUGUGUGUAGAGUAAGGAAGCAUGCAUACAGCUGUUUUUGUUUUUUAAUCUUUUAACCAUCAAAGACAAGGAAAUGCGAUCACAGAUAACUCUUUCAGUGAGAUUCAACAUGGACCCUUGUUUUUGAGUUACGAUUAGUGUCUGCAGCACGCAGGCAUGCUUGCCUGGGUUAAGAUUGAAGCAGAAGGUUUGGGGGGUGGGGGGGGUGGGAGUCUAAAUUAAUGGUUUAUGUGAGCGCAGAUGAAACACUGAUGCUUAAUUUAUAUUUUAUUUUCUUGGUAUGUUGUCAUACGGCUGCGUAUGAGAUUUGUUUGCACAUCAGGUUUGUAGUAUAGAGCUGAGAUAAGCUUCAGGUAGGACAAAAAUGGUUUGACUACAUUGAAAAUGUCUGGCGAGUCAGUUAGCCAUCUCCCACUUGUGGAGAGCAUCUCUUGUGCUGAAAACCAGAGGGUCAAUACUACACCUUUAAAAGUGCAACAACCAGAGAACCAGAACCCAGCCCCAUUUUGAUGUGAACUUGUGCCAUUCAAAUCAGUCGCUUCCAUGUACCACGUGAAAGAGUCUUGCACGUAUGCAACAACCUCAUUGAAGUGUUCUCCAAGUACACUGCUCUGGCCCUGCUGUGCUUGUCAGCCUGACUGCAAGGGAGGACUGGGGCUCACAGAGGGCUAAGAAACGCUUCUGGAAAACAGUUCCCUUCUCCCCCUCCAAAAUGAUUCUUUCUGUUUUAAUGGGGUUUGAGUUCCAAUGAGGAUGUGCACAUUUUAAAGUGUUUUUUACCUGACGUUUUUUAUCGGGUUUCUGAACUUUUCUUGUUGAUAAAUUUGCAUUUCAACGUGAUCCUCUGCCGAAAUUAUUAAAAACGAAUUUUUAAGUCUGUGUUUCCUACCUAUUUAUGAUUGCAAAUACAAUUGAUUUCUUGUUCCUAAUUGUUUAAACACUUGUGACUUAUUUUAACUGUUUUUUGUAAAUGAGGAACUCUAUACUGAGUUAUCAUGGCUAGUCGUAAGUGAACUGGUUUGGAUACUGAUUAAAAUUAAGUGUGGGUUUUGACAUGAGAUCUUUAGGAUGAGAGCAUUGAAUGUAAAAAAAAGAACGAAACAAAAGCACACCUUUCGUAUCCCACACGCCUUUAUUGCUCAGCUCCUGUGGGAUUGGAACCAGCACAUUUCCAGCAGCAUUCCUUCCCAGCUGAGCUGAGAGUGGGAGGUGGCAGAACUGCAAAUAACAUUUGCACCAUGAGACUGUCUGAGUUGUUCCUAAUCUUUCUCAGUUUUCCAAACGUCUGUUGUAGUUCACCUGUGACUUGUUAUGAUCUUACUGAAUGGGCAUCUAUUGUAAGGGACUUUACCAGUAUUCUGUAUUUUGGUAUUUAAACAAUAUGAUUUCAUAAAUAGAACUGGUUUUUAUUACUAUUAUUGUUGUUGCUACUGUUGUCAUUUACCUUUUCAUCUAUAGCUUUCCUUUUCAUCUGGUCCAAACAGAUCCAUGCAUUUAGAAAAGUCUUCUUUGAAGUGUGAAUAGUAGGUCCACCAUGGAUUUGUUCUUGUGUUGUAAAUGGAAAUAUCAAAGCAUAGCAGCUGUAUUUACCAUCUUAAACAAUGCUGGUGUUCAACCUGCAGUAGCAAUGCAGCUCAGGAGUGAAGAGUUGGGUGAAAUCAGUCCUGGAGCAGCAAAGCUGAUUGCCACUGCUGUUCUUGGGGGGAGGAGGAAAGAGAAAAAGGUGGUGCAGCCUUAUGGUUGGUGUAACACACACAAAAAAUAAACCCACACAUCUGCAGAACCUUUUUUUGCCACUGUCAGGGUAGCGUCUUCUGCGGCAGUUUGCAGUCUGCUGUGCAUCCACCUUUCUCAACUGCAGGUGUUCCUGUUCCUCUUCUCUGUCUCAGCAUUAGAACAGUUCAGACAGCUCUGAAGACACAUGGACAUUUCCAUUCAAUAGGCUUUUUACGAGUCUCCUCCAGGUUUGCUUUUAUUUGCCAAGGAGACUUGCAGUUUUGGUGAGGCUGUGCUUGUCACACUGGGGUUCAAAGCUCCCACUUUGUGCCAAUGGCAGAAUUCCAUCGGUGGGAGACUUGAACCCUCUGUAUAACUGAUUAUUGGCUUCCACAUCUGUGGUCAUUGCAGCAUCGCGUGUGGAGGCAUAGUGUAUAUAGAAUGUUAAAUAAGCUGUGUAUUGAAUGGAGUGGACGAGUUAGCUAAGCAGCUCAAGUAUACUUGGAAGAAAGAUGACCCUGAAAUCAUUUCCAGAAGGUUCAAUGCAAGUUGCUCACUUUGAGUAACAGAUUAAAAAAAAAAAAGCCUGUGCUUACAUAGACCAAUAGAUGAAAUCUUCCACCCUUAUAAGCAUGCACACGAGUGGGGACAUUGCCUCCAUUCCAAGGCUGCAAAUUAUGCAUAUGACUUUCCAAGCUAUUGGAAUGGGAACUGAGAAGGUUUAGGCACAGCUUUCCUAGAAAGUGCUGACCUCCAGGGCAUCCAAAUGGACUUAGCUAAACUGAGAUACUGAAAGGGAGAUGCAAUGCCAAAAUGCCGGGCCUUGGCCCUGCCGAGGAAUGCUUGAGGUCGGACUCCUGGCUCCGUGUAAGUCCAGCACGGCUCCUGCUGCGGGAGGUGGGAGUGCUGAGGGCUCAGGCAGCUGCCUUGGACUUGUUUCCUCCAAAAUCAGCAUCCAAAGCUUUGUGGUUAGGAUUAACAUUUAAUUGUGUAUUUGUAUAUUUGCAUGAGCAAAGGUCGGGAACUGUCAGAACCUAAAUAGCUCCUUUUUACUACUUGUGAUCAAAGAUGAGCGUAAGAAAGAAAGUUCUCAGUGGAGAAACCAAUGACCAGAAGCAGACCCUCCACCCCCAAGCUCCAUAAUUCGGUCACAGAAGGUGAUCCAUUGGUAUCAGUGGUUAAUUUGAGCUUGCUGGAGGAUUUGCUUGAGAACUACUUCUGGCAUAGGCAGCCUGAGCCCCAGCUGGAGAUCUGCCUCUUUCCCAGAGCGUGCCUCUCCCAUCCCCAAAAGCAGCUGCUCCUGCACAGUGAUUCUCUGCUUCUUUAAAAAGUAAUAAAAAUCUGAACUUGUUCAUUUCUAUUCGAAAAGUAAACAGAGGAAAUCACUUUUUGCAUGCUUCUCCCAGCUGCGAACUGUUGAUUUCAACUUACCCACAUCCUAAAGGUUAAAAAAAAAAAACCAACAAAACUUCAGAUGCGAUUUGACCAAAAAAAAAAAAGGGAUUUCUUAAGUUGAAGCCCUUCAGAAAACAAAUAACCAUUCCCACAUCCCCAAUAGAGGUGAAGAAGUUUGAUUGGUUUGAUUGCAGGGUUUGCCAUUGGAAGAGAGCCUGACCCUGCUGGCUAUUGAAUGACAGCCCAGACACGUCCUCCUUUGUUUUGUGGCUUUGUCCUAAUUGGAAAUAAACUGUAAAACUGUCAGAGUGUAAUUGCUGCAUGCUUUACACAGUUCUGUGCUUUAGGAGCAAAGUGAAUUAGAAACAGUUUAGAAAGGGGAGAGAGUGUGGAGGUUUCCUCCCUGUGUUGCAGCUCUGCGGCACAGCGCUGCUGCCUGUGUAGCCAUGGAGCACGGCCAGCCUUACAUGGAGCAGCUCUCUGUGCUUGGAGUUAUUGGGGAAAAGUGGGGGGGAAAAGGUGGGAAAUCAUUUAAAACAGUGCAAUUUGGUUGCGCUGAGGAGCUGUGCAUGUGUGCUUUGUGUGCGUACAGGGGAAGGCUUUGGUCCCGUAGCAUAGUACAUGUUAGCAUGAUAUACAUGGUUUCUAAAUCUCUUGCAUCUACUUCUGCAGUUGAGAUGUGAAAAAAAGAUUUGUUGUUAUUAUUUAAAGGAAUAAAUAAAAAAGAACAGUAGCAAACUCGUGUUGAGAGGCCAAUAAGGCCUCUGGGGCACAUCCAGGAGGUGGCAUUGCUCCUGGCCCACAGGGCACUGAGGUCUCUCAGCACCGCAGCAUCCCAGUACUGUUCUGAAGUGCUCGUUGUUCAAUAGGCUGUUGUUUUCCCAGUGUGAUGUGGUGGCUGUUACCUGAUAACGUUGCCCGGGGACGUCAUGUUGUGAGAGGUGGUCCGUCUCCUUCGAUGUAUUUGGCUGAAAAACAGUGGUGUUUUUGGGUUUUUUUUGCUUUGUUAUUUAAAUUCCUACCAACUGUGACUGCAGUACGGUGAUGAGGAGCACAUGCAGGGAGGGCCGGUGAUGAUAACUUCCUCCAAAUGGCAUCUGAACUUCUUAAGAAAAAAAGACAAAUAUUUUUAAAACGUUUUAAAACUGUGUGUGUGCGUAUGUAUGUGUGGGUCUGUAUGUAUGUAUGCGUGGGUGAGUGCGCCAAGAUGGAAUAUUUGUAUUGGAAAAUCCUCCUGGAGUGUAAUUUAAUCCUAUGACCCCCCCCCAGCCUUUGUGUAUAUGGUCAGUGUGUGUUUGUAUUUUGCAGUUUCUGUUCUGCUUUUUAGAUAAAUGAAAUGUAUAUGGAUAUUUUUAAGUCAUCUUUGCUUUUUUUUUUAGAUGAGUUUGUAAUCACCUUAUAACGGAAAAUAAAACUUUCCUUUAUAAACCA